GGGAAAAUUUAGUAACGUCGUGGCUUCGGUGAAAGCAAGUCGUAAAAGGCUGGUUUUUCGUAAACGGCACGGAUAUUCGCGGCGAAUUUUCUGCAAACAAGUUUCGAUUUUUCGGGUUGCGGUGCGUGCUUUAAAGGCAAAAGGGGUUUUUCUCGGAGGAUAGACUGUUUGGCGAUUUUUGGGUCGACGACCACCCACGCAGUUUCGCUAAACCGAUUGUCGCUAUUUUCGGUUGCCAAUUGGGUUGAUUCUUCGCCCCUCCUGCCACCCUUUACGUUCGGAUAUAAAUUGACAAAUUAUGUGAAAUGCUUUUCCGGUGGAGUUUUCCUUAUCGGCGUUUCCGGGAGCUGUCCGCGGGCGAUUCACAAAAGACUCAAGCUUAGUUAUUGAUUCCGGCUCUCCUGGAAGCACCAGUUUAUCAGUGUCCUGAUUUUGGGCAGGCUUGCUUUGUGACAGCAAGCACAGCCAGUGGUGGUUGUGGAAGGUUACAUCACCGAACCGAACAACUGAGCAUCCCCCGCGAUUCGUCCCCGUUCGCGCCACCAGCCACCAAAGCCAGUGUAACAACAACAGACCAACCGUCGAGCGUCGCGGGUCGUUGCUUUAUGUUGUGAGGUUUGUCUUCGCUGUCGUUUCGCCACACGAAUCUGCGUGUGCCGUUGUUGGCCGGUGCUGGCGGUGGUAGUGUGAGUGUGAUGUUUAACAGCGGAAAACAUCGGCGCGGGUGUUGGGUGAGUAGCAACGGCAGCAGCAGCCGCAGCACCCGACAGUGAAGAAGGCGCACGAAAAGCGCAGGGAAAAAAAGAGGUUUUUCUUUGAUUUAUUUCUCGCAAAUUACGAUUUCAUUGGCAAAAGUGGGUGUUCGAAGCAAAAAAAAGACCGAAUCAAAUCUGGAAAACAAAGGAAAAACUUCACAUAAAUUCGGUCUGAUGUAACGUAAAAUGAGAAAAAAUAGGCAAAACAAGAUUAAAAUAUAUAACCGUACACAAACAAAUGAAAACGAUUCGUGAAAACGUUGCUAUUUUUUUGCUUUGUGAAAAACAUAAAUAGAAAGGAAAAACAACAAUCCUUCGACAGUGAGGGUCGGUUUGGGUAGAUGAUUUAUUGGAACAAGUGUUUGUGCGAAUGAAUUAUUCGUAGGUCGGUGUUGCUGCUGGUGUGGCUCUACGAAGAAAUUCAGUGGUGUUAGAAAUUGAUCACUCGCGCCCUCCGGUCGAUUCGGGUGGAGCACUUAAAUGGAAGAAAAAUAAUAACCAAAAAGUCAAACCAAAUUGAGGUUGAAUUUUGGCCUCGGAAGCCAACCGAAUCUGUGUAGUGUCAUCUACAGAAAAAUAGAAGAAGAAAGCAGUAUUUUUGUUUCUCCUUUGGAAGAGCUGUCAUAGUCAAAGACCAGUCUCGACCCAGUAGCGCUUGACAGCGAGAGUAAGGUGGAUACGAUAUCUUGAUGCCACACGCGCGACCUCCGCUGGUGAAGAUCCAGUCGAGCAUCUUGCGGCGUUGCAACACACAACGGUCCCGAAUCGUUCGAUCAACCGAUCUCCGGACCAUAUUUUGACAGCUGACAGACGUGGAUAAGUUUCGUGCCGAUGUAAGUUCCUUCGUCGACUGGGAAUAUAUAUGCUAGCCUGUUCAUCAUUUUAGCUAAGGCCAGAUUUUGAAUAACGUUGCGUAUGAAAAGAACAACGCGGUACCGAGUGCUGGUGCUGGUGAAGGUGGUACAAAACGUGCGCACAGGUGCUUAGCUAGCGGAAAAUUGUUUUCUUGCGUCACGUUGAAGGAUACACGUGAGACAAUUGCGAUUCGAUUCGGAGCCUGCUGGAAGUGAUACCCGCGCCGCUAGCAGGAAUGGGCGCGCAGUAGGUUACCUUCUGGAAAGAUGCCUUCGCAGCCCGGGAGGAAAACUUGAAGAAUCGCCCAACGCGGAAGCGGUCCAGUGCUGUGUAAAAAAAAUAUUUUAGUUUGAAAAUCGGAAGAAACUUCAAGGAAAAGAAAGUUGGGGUUUUUAAAAUGGCCCGUGCACGUGAAGUGAAGGUGUGCCAAGCCAACCAGAUGGCGAAUGUGAUUUAUUCCUUGCUGGUGGUGAGUGUGUGCCUGGUCAGCAGCUCCGUUGGGGCUCACUGGGACCAUUCGGUGUUUCUGGACGACGACUACCGGCUGCUGUGGACUAUUUCGGGGUACGACAUUACCUUCGAAGUCCAAGCCCGUACACAUGGCUACAUCGGGCUGGGUUUCUCCAAGGACGGCACCAUCUACGGGGCCGAUAUCGUCAUCGGCUGGGUCGACCAAGGACAGGUUCAUUUUCAGGAUCGACACGUGAAAAAGAACGGCGACGGUCAGCCCCUGGUGGACUCGUCCCAGGACUACGUCCUACUGCUUGGAUACGAGAACCAGACGCACACGGUGCUGCGGUUCAAGCGGAAGUUGGACACCUGCGACGUGGCGUACGAUGUGCCGAUAACGAAUGACACCAUGCGCGUGAUCUUCAUGUACCACGACGAGGAACCGCACGGGUCCUCGUACACACCGGGGAGUUUGCCGGACCCGGCGGAAGCCUUCAAGCAGGCACGUUCGCUGUUCCUGACACAACGCGUGAAUCAGGCUCCAAUCAAGCUCGACGCCCGGAUGAAGAUCAUGGAGCUACGCAAUCAAGACGUCGAGUUGCCGCGGGCCGACAACACCCUGCACUGGUGCAAAAUGUUCAAGCUGAGCGAUAUCAAUCGUAAACAUCAUCUGAUUAGGUACGAACCGGUGUUUGAUUCGGCCUCCAGCGUACCCUACCUGAAUCACAUUAUUCUGCACGAGUGCCAGGGCUCGUCGCCGGAGCUGGAAAUCAUGUCCCGGGAGAACGGGCGACCUUGCUACCAAGCGGACCGAUCGAUACUGACGUGCAAUUCGAUUGUGGCCGCGUGGACCCGCGGUUCGGAGGGCUUUUCGUUUCCUGCCGAAGCCGGAUACCCGCUGGAUUCGAAUCAGGCCCGCUUCUAUCUAAUGGAGACGCACUACAGCAGCAGCGUGGAGUUUGGCGAAAGUGCAGUGAAUGCCGCCGCCUCUGCCUCCAUGGCAGCCGCUGCCAGCAAGAGUAAGGUGAUGGUGGACAAUUCCGGGUUGAAAAUUUACUACACCAGUGCGCUGAGGAAUCACGAUGCCGGAGUGCUGUCGGUUGGAAUGGACCCAAAUUGGAGGCAUAUCAUACCGCCUGGGCAGGACCACGUUGUGUCCGAGGGACACUGCGUCGGCGAGUGUACCCAGCGAGCGUUUCCACGUGACGGGAUUAAUAUUUUUGCUGUUAUGAUGCGGACGCAUCAAAUUGGCAGGCAAAUCAAACUGAGGCAGAUCCGCUACCGGGAGGAACUUUUGCCAAUCGCGCACGAUAGAAACACGGAUUACAACUAUCAGGAGUAUCGAAGGCUAACAUCUCCGGUAAGGGUGCUUCCGGGUGAUCGACUGAUUGCCGAAUGCAUCUACGAUAGUUCGGGACGAGCAGCCAUCACUCUGGGUGGGUUGACCACUCGGGAGGAAACCUGCCUGGUGCUAACCUUGUACUUCCCGAGGCAGAAAGAACUAACAACGUGCCACUCGUUGCCCAGCCUACCAACGGUGCUGCAUUCGCUGGGAAUCAACGAGCUCGUUCCCGGUUCGAAUCCGGUGCGGAUCGCCUCCCCGACGGAACUUUCCGGCAUGACGCUAGAGACGCGUCUCAUCUCGUACGACUGGCGAAACAACUUCAAAAGUUUUCAGUACGUAACGCGUAAAGGAUCCUUCAAGCCACUCUGCUGGAGUGCGAAAAAUCAACCAUUGGCGGGCACCGAAAGCCUGGACGGCUUCGCACCGAACAUCACCAAAUCGUACAAGCUGGCGAAAUCGUGCAGCUUCAAUCGGCCGCCGGCCGGUGCCGCUACCGGCGGAGGUCCGAACGUUGCCAACGUGCACUUCCAGAACCGAAAUCACUACGUAACCGAGUCGGAAACGAACGUCGACCUGCCGCUGGUGGAGGACGACGAGCUGGACGACAACAACGUGAUAGAGGGUGCCGCCCGGAGUAAAGUGUCGCGCAGUUCGGCCACCGAGUCGAUGGGUCUGAGUGGCGCCUCGCUGGCCGGGAUCCAGUGCCAGAUGGUGGCGUAUCUGCUGUUCAUCAUCUUCCUGAACUCGUUCCGGAUAGCGUAAACCGCGGCGAUGCCCUGGGUUCGUUUCCUUUCCGUUCCUCGGGUCGGGUCGGGUUGAUACGUGGGUUUCCGCUUUCUGGUUUUUGGAAAGCUUGUAACUUUUCUACCCACCCCCUUUAGAUGUAUUUUCGGUGUUCGGGAGGCAAGCGGUAGAGAGAAGGUUUAGAACCAUUUAACAAUAAGUAGGCAACAAAUUGCACACUGACUGUGGAGACUGGUGUUCCAGCUAAAAAAUGUGGUACUGAUAAAGUUUUUUUUGCUACGUCCUCUUACGAGGAGGUCGUUGUCCGUGAAGGACCAAGAACAGGUGAUGAUAGCAGAAGGGGGAAAUUGUGUAAAUAGUUCAGAGAAAAGUAAGAUGGAAAAAAAGUUAUUUUUAAAUGGAGAAAAUAUCCUCGAAACUUUUCCUUUCGACUGUUUUUCUUUGCUUUUGUAUAAAACAGUGAUCCGUUAACGAGAGAGAGAAAUAGAGAGUCCAUAACCUUAAGCAAGAUGCCACCCUGAAAAUUCGAAAAAAUGAGAUAAAACAUAGCAUUAGUGCGAAGCCAGAGGUCGCAGAAAACAGCUCAGUAGUAUGAUAACUUUAAUGAAUAUACUUUUAUAAUGGCAAAAGUUAAGUCAAGCCGGAUCUUGGGGUAAAGUGUUUUGUAAAUAGCAGUCCUAUUUGUCCACUGUGUGUAACCCAAUGCAAUGGGGCAGAGCUGUUUGUAAAUAGUGUUUUUGUACCAGAAGCAACAAGCCUGGGAGGACCCUUCUAGCGAAGCAACAUUGUAGCAGAUGUAAAUUUUAGUGUCGUUAAACUAAGAAAUGAUGCCGUACUACGUAGUCUAGUCAGUAGCGAGAUGAUGAAACUGGUCUAAUUUUUUUUGUUAUAGCCUCUAUACACACUGUUUUCUUGUUUCUGCUGUUUCCUGUAUGAAAAGUAAGACAGACGACGUGCCCGUGGAGGGACGUCAUAGGUUUCCACUUUACCCGCUUUGUUGAAAUGUCUUUUUAAAGAAAGAGAAAGAGAAUUAUAACAAAAAAAAGUUUUACUCGGUAGUCCAUUGAAGAAGGAACUAGAGCCUGGUGUCUUUCUGCUACGAAACCGAAACAUUAAAGUAUACAUACUAGGAAAGUAGAACAUCCCUCACCGAAUCCACCGUAGAUACCAGGAGUAGGAUACGAAAAGUGGUAAAUAUGUUACCAAUGUGUUUUGCCUGCACAUAGAGAAAGAAAGAUAGAUAGCGAGAAAGAGGACGAGUGAGUGAGAGAGAGAUAGAGAGUAACUUAAAGGGAGAGACAAUCAUAAACCUGCCAGCCGGUUGAAAAGCAUAGAAAGAAACAAUCUGGAAUUUAUGAGGAAAAUGAGAAAAGUUUAUUUUUGCGAAAGGAAGGAAACUGUGUCAGCACUUUUCAGUCUGUCUGCGAAGUUGGUGUGGAAUGGGGCAAGGAAACGGUUUCUCGGUUCCUUAACUACGUACGUACUAGCAAGAAGAGAUACCCUCAUAAUUUGUUCAGUUCUUGGGAUUGGGUUGUUUUCCCUCUUCUUCGCAGGAAAGUGUUUGAUUCCACAUGAUGGAAUAAUUCACGGUUCAGGUAGUGGAGCCUGGGGUAAGUGUAAUGUAUCACCGGGUGAAAUCACACGUAUAGAGCCGAGAUGCGGGUGCACGUUUUAAAGAGCAACAUAAAGCAGGUUUACGUGACUUGAAUCGUUCUUGUGACCUAGGUUCGAGCACGUGUAGUGCUUGGUAGAUUAGUCGAUGAAUUUUUUAGUAAUAUUUCAGUUUAAUGAACAGCUAUUUUUCAGCCAUUGAUUUUGUAUGGAAUAUUGAAUUGAAUUUCGAAAAUCGCAGUCGUCUUUGCUCGGGCAAUAGUUUAAAAGUUCAAACGGAAUACUCCAUCAAUGAAGAAGCGUCAAUUCUUGGAUUAGAAAGUAUGCCAAGCUAUUCAUGGCUUUCUAUGGUGAGUGGGGUGAUGUUGUCGCGAUAGCCAACAAACAAUUAUGCUGGAUAAUGGCUUGUCCAGUGCUUGGUCCGCUUGUACCUCAGCGUUGAAACUUUUUAAAUUGUCUCUGACAUUGCUAGGGUUGCCACCACUCCGGGUUUGACACGGAAACUCCGGUUUUCGGGAGCGGUCUACCGGCAUCCAGGUUUCACAUAAAUUUCUCCGGGUUUGGUGGGAAGAAGCAUGAUUUCAUUUUUUUUAAAUUAAUUGAUUCUUUGCAAAAUAUUUAAAAAGUCUAAGUAAAGUAUUACUCUGGUUCAGAUUUAUUUUGCCCGACUAACCCUUCAUUUCAAGGUGGCGGAGAUGAGUUCGCAAAAUAUCGCUGAUUUCUUUCACAAAGCUAUGAAAAUGAAAAACAAAUCAAAUUUACUACAAAUAAAGGAAAGUAAUAUUUCCUAUAUGCUACAAUUGAAAUGUAGCAUCCCACAAUGGUGUAAAAAAGAUAUUUUGCUGCAAUUUUACCAAAUCACUUUAUAAAGUAUGGCUGAUUUGUUCUAAUCCAACUGACCAACUGGCAGAUUUGUUUUAAACCCAACUGACUAAGUCAACAUCAAAUGACUUCUUUUCGUGUUGUUGCUACUCCUGCAGCGCCCCUUAAACUGUUGGCUAGGGAAGUGAGUUUUGCCCCUUUGUUGCGUCCUAUGAUGCCGCAGCCCUGCCUCCUUUGCUUUCCUUUUCCUCUAAGUUAUGGAGGAGAGCAAUGCUCGUUCGACGUAUCCACCACCGCGAGAGUAGCCGGUGCCUUUGUAUUCUGGGUACUUAGCCAGAGAGGUGAAAUACUACACCAGAUUAAACCGACAAAUCCGUUCUCAAACGGAAAAAAUUCGCAGCUUUCUUUACUGUAACGUAGUAAUAAAAAGUGAUUAAAGUGCCUUGUUUUGACGUGAGUAUCAUAACAGUUCCUCGAUGGCGGAGUGGUUAACUCACCCAACUAGAGAUUCCUGCUUGAGGACAUAUCUUUUCUCGGUGUUUCCAAUAAAAAGGUAAAUUUUCACAGUUUCUUCAUUCUCACCAUUCCGGUCAUUCCUGUCUGUUUUCCAGAUUAAAGUGCUCUAAAACGCCGAGCAAUCGCUUAGAUUCCAAUUUUUGUCUAGUCCCAGGUCAGUGAGAAUCUCCGGGUCAAAGCCUCUCCAGAGGUGGCAACCCUAGACAUUGCGUCAGUGACGGAGCAUUCUAUUUGAUCUAUAGCACUGUGAAUAUGAUUAUUGGGAUUGUUGCGUUGCGUAAGCACGGUAUACUUCGUAGAUUGCAGACUCUCAUUUCCAGCCAGACUACUUGAGGAGCAUUGUUUGGGAAUAACAAUUGAUCCAGUCCAAGCGAGAAUUUCGCCUGAGAGCCACCAUUGCGGGCCACGACCAUCUUUACCGUAACUUGGGAUGAGAAAGGAAGUGUUGAUGUGGUACUUACUUAACGGAAGGCCCCGACUCAGUGACACUCCCAUAAGUACCACGGAUUGGGUAGUGGGUGGGUUGUUAGUUAGAAUUCGCUUCAAGCAAGCGAUGCGACUGAGAAUAUAUUUUCGUGCAUGUUUGAAUAGUUGAUUGACUGUAGGAUACGUAAAUCUUGUAGGCGUUUAAACUCUGGGUAAUCGUUUAUCGAGGUUGUUCCAUCAAAAACAACUUGAUCUCCGGACAGCCGGCUGUCGGGAGUGUUGAGUGUUAAACAAUGAAUUUAAAAGUGGUAUGCUGGAACAUUCAUAAAUUAUGUCACGCAAAGAUUACCCAAUACUAACUAACUCUCUGUUAUAUUACCACGUUAUUUUGCCACUUAAUUUAAUACGACUCAAAUGAUUUUAAUUUUUCUUUCAUUUUGUAGUAGCACAUUAAUGCCCCUACUCGCAAAAGUGUUCAUGUUCUGUGGAAUUUCCUAUAUACAUGGCGCAAUCGUGCGUAAAACGGCCGAUUGCGUCAAAGUACAUAAUGUGCUCCCCUCCCAUUCAUGUCACAAUUAGUCAUAUCUCUUCCUCCUAAUAGCGUGGCAGAAUUUAUAAAUGGUCCUUAUUGGUAUAAUCACAAGCAUAUUGAGAUCCUGUAACUUGAAACUUUCCAUCUCGUUCGAGUAAACGUUCCGAUCCCUAAACGAUAUUAACAUCAUGCACGAAUCAAACACCCCCCGUUUCCAAAUAGUACGAACUUAUUCUUAGCUCAUUAUAAUUGACCGAUGAGUUAAUGGACUAAAAGUAAAACAAUAAAUAUGACCAUAAAACAUUUGUUCCUCGUGCUGAAAUGAUUGCCACAAAUUGGUAAUUGUAGUUGAAUUGAUCUUGCGAAUUGUCAAUGCUCCACCCUCAUACAUAAUUCGAAAGUCAUUCACUCAUACAAGACCAUGCGUAUUUCCCACACGCAUUAAAUACCCAGUAGAUUCGUUUCCUAGUUGGUCAAAUAAACACUAAACAAACAAAUAAAUGAGUUUGCUCAGUCUAAAGAAAUGUCAGCUCGAUUGGCAUCAACCGGCGGAUACGUGUUCCCUUACAAUGCCAUCAAAUGAAAGCACAUUUAAAAUUACAUACGACAAAAUAUGUGCCAUUCAAAAUAAAACUUAGAUUUCUUAAUUAUUUGCAUUUGAAAAACGAUCUGAAAAAAUUAGUUGCAUAACCAAGGGUGUUUAUUUUCAAAGAUAGCACUGCUGAUGAAACACUUUAUAAAAAAUGGUGAUAAGAGACGCGGACGAAAAUAGCUGACCACCGCCAACAGCACUGUGAAUACGGUUUUUGGGAUUGUUAGAAAUAAACUUAACAAUAGUUUUUGUCUCAUUUAGAUUCACCAGACUCUCACAUUUGGUUGUACAUGUGGUCGGAGUUAAGUCAGAUCGGAUUAAGUUGCAAAAUAUCAAAAAGUGAAAUAAUUAUAUCAAUGGAUAAAGAAUUUCUUCGGGUACAUUUCACUUUAGCCAGAAUUGUAAUAUGUUACAAUAAGUAUGAAAUAUGGCAAAAAUUAUUUUGGAAUUAUAAUGUAAAGGAUGAUGUAAUUCAAAAUUUAAAGUCGUUUUUUCGAAAUCAACACGAUGUCAUUUAGUCCGGUCUGACUUAACACCGACCAUAUGUGGAUAGAAAUUGAUUGGUUAUUUUAUUAUGCUUUAUUUACAGCAAAAAGCGAUUGGAUGAUGUCAGAAUCCAGGAAAUGUCUAUAAAGUUUGAGGUAGCCUGUAACAACUUUUGACAAUUUCUAUAAACUACAAAGUGUUUCUGUUAAGUUCAGGUUCAUCUUCAAAAACACUGAAAAUCCUUUAAAGAUAUGUUAGCAAAAAAUUAAAACUGCAAAAGUUAUAUUAAACAUUUAGUUCUUUAUGAAAUGACCCUUAGUAAAGCUAUAGUUUCGUUUUCAUGAUAACAUUUUGCACUUUACAAGCGUUUUCUGUUAUUUCAAAUAGUGGGUGGGGAAGUCUUUUAAAAUGUGAAAAUUACCUUCUUAAUAGUUCGAUAUAGAGCUUCGCACUCUUUUAUAAAAUUUUUAAAAUCUUUGUCAAAGAGACUGGAGCUCCUAGUCUUUAACUUUUUACUUUACACGAGUUUUCGCCAAAAAAAUAAGGUGUUUCUAAAAAAAAUGUUUUAAUUAUAUAAUUUUUGCAGAUUUGGUUUUUCGUUAGGAUGACUUUAGAAAUAGUUUCAGAUAUUUUGAAGCAGAACAAUUUGUUUCAAUGUACCAAAACUUUUUUUUAUUCGUUCUUAAAAAUUUCGUAAUUACAUUUCAUUAAUUUUAUGCCUACUAUGUUUUAACGGCCUGAGCUGGUUAUGUCGAUUGAUCGCGGGAAGAAUCCUAGCAGCUCGGCUGAGAGCGGCGAAUGGCCCCCUUGAGGUUACCUCGGGUCCCGUUGCUGGGCCUGUAGGGUGCUGAUGGGGAGUUCGUUGGGUUACUAGUUGUUUGGGUCAUGGACGACCUCUCCUUCACCGUGAGGUUGUGGCAGAGGGCCUAUUGAUGGUGUGGUCAUGGUGUGUUCCUGUUUGGAUGCUUUCGAAGAGUCCGGUUUCGCUGAUCUAGGCCGUGGGAAGUCUCUCCAGCACCCGCUAGGGGGUGUGACAGAAGGUCCACCGCGGUUUUUUUUUGGCCCAAACCUGCGAUCUAUUAAUUACGCAUAUAUCGUUAAAUUUGAAUCAAUGAUGCCUUCGCAGGAAUUUGUCAACACUAUAAGCCCUUUCAUAUAGUGUUGAUAUUUUUAUGAUUAAUCUUCCUAAAAUCUCCUGCAAGCGUAUGUAUUAAAAUUAUAUCUAUGGCAAUAUUGUUGAGCAAGCCUUUGCCAACAACUUUACUGAAGACAAAAAGUCUUUAUCUUUAGUAUCUUCGAUUGCUGAUUGUUUUUGGAUGAUCCCUUCAAAGUCAAUUCAAUAAUACAACUUUUUAAUUUUAAUACAUACGCUUGCAGGAGAUUUUAGGGAGAUUAAUCAUUAAAAUAUCAACACUAUAUGAAAGGGCUUAUAGUGUUGACAAAUUCCUGCGAAUCAUUCUGACAAGUUCGAGAUGUUCCGUAGAAAGCUUUGAAUUAUCAUAAUGAAAAUUUUUCUAUAUUAUAAGAAUGGCUUAUCUUGUGUAUUCUUAAAGUAAUUUGGCUAUAAUAAGUAAAUAAAGUGUGUCAAAUGGGGAUUGGUUGUUAUCAGGAAAACGGCUGAGUUGACGUCAAUGGUGAUUUUGGACUACUCAUCAAAAAUAACAAGGUUUAUCAUUUGCUGUUAUGAUUUUCGUUUCGUUCGUCGUAAAAGUUGUGUAGAUUGCUUCUUCUUUCAAUGAUUAAGAUGUUAUAGCUCGUUAUAUUUGGUUGACCCCCUGAAAUAUAUAUUUUAAAAUAUGUGUUCUAUUAUCAUUCCUACGGGUUUCAUAUAUUCUACGAGAUCCAAGUAUCGUCAAAAUACACAAUUUUUAUUUACGUAUAAUUUUUCUUAUCUCGAGUAUUUUCGACAAUAUUUGACUUUUUUUUAAAAAAAACAAUAGUUUUUUUGAAAUCGUCUAUAACUCUACUGGAGACAACGAGAGACAAGUGAACUCUAUUGAAUUUCCUUAGUGUUGAUGUAUCAUUUAUAAUUGCAAUCAGAGUUGGAGAACAUGCCGAAGUUUAAUCCAUGAUAUUUAAGAAGUUAUGUUGAAUUAAAACCUGGAAGGGGUCAUUCACAAACAGCGGUCUAUAAGUACUAUAAAUAGGAAUUUUUGGUCUUCAGUAAAGACGUUCGCAAAAACAAAUUCUUUGAAAUUUCUGAAUACUUUCUUUAUCUUGAUUUUCAUACUUUAAAAAAAUGUAGCAAAUAUCUCACUUCAAGGGGGAUCAAUCACUAUAACUAUAUCUUCAAAAUAAAGGUUUUGGAUCAUCAUAAAACAACCUAGAAGAAAUCAUUGCUGUACACUUUACCGUUGGCUAGUACAUUCCGUAUUGAUUCUACCAGGUCAUAUUGUCGCUGGAGGACCUGAAGCUCUCGGCAGUUGAAGAGGAGAUGUUCGGCAGAGAGUAGGGUGUUGCAAGAUACACAGUUCGGCAUUGGUUCCCUGCACAUGGUCUGGGCGUGGGUCAGUCUGAUGUAUCAAGAGUCGGGAGAGUAUUCUUUGCUCUUUUAGGUUUGCUCGGUCGGUCCAAAUGUUCGCUGAUUCCUUGACCUUCUGUGUAUGGCCUUGGGAUCUCCGCCAAUGGUUGGUGAAUCCGUGCCGCAGAUUCAAGCUGAACUCUCUGUGGAUGUUGUUGGUUGUUGAGAUUUCGUCUUGAAGGCGGUCUCGUGCUCGUCUGCUGUGGUUGGCAUCUAUGUUCCCUUUGAUAGUACUGUGGCAAAGUACCCAGCACAGUGUAACCAGUGGGUCUCGGUACGCCUCGUUGGCCUGCACAAAGUGAUGGGUGGUCGUUCCGGAUGCGAUGUCCCUCAGUACUGACAGGGAGUCAGUGAGCAAAAUUGUGGCUUCGUCUGUGUUCCUUUUGGCCAUUUCCACAGCAAUGGCUGCCGCUUCCGCUGUGAAAACUGUGCAAGAGGAGGGAAAAUGGAAAGAGAGUCCGCUUCCCAAUCUGCUGAUUCCCGCUCCGACGUCAUCAUCCGCAUUAGAGCCGUCGGUGUAUUCUUUGAGAUCUUGUUGGUACUUGCGGUUGAUGAGUUCCCUGUGUCUCGAUAUAAUGAUGCUCGGGGGUUCAUCAACCUUUAUUGUGCGGGUAAGGAUGUCGUUCAGGGUCGUACCUCACAGUCUCACGCGAUGCAGUCGGGCGAUGGUUGGGAGGGGCUUGUUGGUGAACUCCUGGUAGAUGUUGGCUGUGAGAAUGUGGUAUUCGUUGCCCACUGUCUUCUCGAGGAAGUUUGGUGCCCUUUUAAGAGAUACCUUGGCUGCUUCCCAGCACUCCGGUUUCGACAGAGGGUACUUUGGGCAGGGGUGUUUGUUAGUAAUCCGGAUGCUAACCGCACCGUUCCGUGGUAUAGUGAGCAAAGGAUAGUGGAGAGCCCAUCUAAGUUUCGGCACGUGAAUUCGAUCUCGUAGAAUAUUUAGCUAUUUAUUAGGGAUUAGGGAUGUAGUUCUACGGAUAUUUUUGGGCUGACGGGAGCAGAUAAGGCGGACCAGCUUCUUUCUGCUUUCACAGUCCUUUCUUUUCUUCGGAAGUGGGACGUCGACGUAAGUUACCUGUCGAGGGUAACUUCGAGGAUCACUGGUCAUUCCGAAAGGGUACAAAAGUGUCGUUGCGGUGGAUUGACUUGCAGGUGGCUAGGUGGUUCGUGCCGCAGCAGUGAGUAAUAGUGCAUUUUUCGACGGAGAUGUUGAACCCUGCGGCGAGUGCCCAUUGGCCGACGGCGGUGGCGGCCGCCUAUAACGAUAUCCGAGUACGCAACAAGGUUUUCCCCAGGGCCACCAGGUUGAUACCACAGCAAGCAUGGAGCCUUGCGGCUCUCCGUUGGGAUAAGGUCCCGUCUAUAUAGAUCCGGAAGCGGCAGUCGGUGAGAUAAUUUGGAUGAAUGUGCCGAGGUUUCCCUGUAGACUUCAUCAUUUGAGAUCUUGGAGCACGCCUUCUUGCCACACUGUGUUGUAGGCUUUUGCUACGUCGAGGAUGACGAUAUUGGCGUGUAGGUUUUCUAAUAUGGCCUGUUACCGGUUAUCUAGUACGGCUCUCUUAGCCCUCGAGGAUUGCUUUCCGAGACCCGGAAGGGAAAUCGAUCUAAACCCCAAGCUACUGGUCAGACCAACGGGCGCGAAAGACCUCUUUGGGUCCUCGAGUCCCAGGGUCGUUGAAGAGGUGAUGGGGAGGCGUUCGGACUUUGUUAAUAACGAUAUUUGGGGGUUAGUUUUAAACGUUCUAUUACUCAUUCUCAAACACAAGAUGACGACGAUUUUAUGGUAGCUGGUUGAGCACGGCGGUGGCUGUGACGGUGGUGAAACGGGCCGAUGGGAGCGAAGCGGGAUUCAUAGCGGAACGGUUACAGGCGGCUGGCGGGUGAGUGGCUUUGGUUCUUGUAGCGAUGGCCACUUGUUACAAACGACGGUUUACCUUCAUCGUAGCAAGCGGCGGGGCAAUGCGAGGGCCUACGUUGGGUAGCGGAUAGUUGCUUCUAAUUACGACCGCGAGGCGGACGGGUUUCUCCAGAGGCACGAAUACCGGGUAAGUUGACGACUUCCUGGACACAAUCUAGCGCGGUCCGCAGACCACCUCGUCCUUGGCGAUUGGCAGAUGGAAGUUUUGGCGAAAUUUACCACCAGGAUCUGCGACGACGACCUCCUUUUCGUAUUAGCCGUUCCGACACAAGGCACGAUUACGGCGAGAAGUCUCUUUGUCCAGUCUUGACUAAACUCCACGUUUAUCAGUGAACCUAUCCUAUCAGCCUACCUAGCCGUCCUUAAAAAACUUUUACUUGGUUGAUAAAACGAUGCGUUCACUUCCACGGUCUAGAUACAAGAGAGCUAGUGUAAUUUUCUUGGCUCCCACUAGGCUUUCGAUCCUCCUCUUUCAGUCCUGUUCCCUUAUCCAGCAUCCGGUCCACUCGUCUAAUUUUUGUCAUCUCAUUUUCUCACUCCCCAAAAGCUGGGGUUUUUAUUUUGCUUCCCACUGGUUUGCAUCGCCGCGAGUAAAUAGGGUUCUAAAACCUCCUCCCUACUCCCGCGCAUACCAAAACGUUGAAAAUUGCUAUUUUGUUUUCUCGCGAUAAUUUUGGUAAAGUGUAACACUUCAUGGUUACAGGCCUUGUCGACCACUUCCCCGAGGGAUCUUAGGUGGGCUCCUUUUCCGAGUCCUUUUCGGAAAGCAAAUUGACGAGGGUCAAGGAGUUUGUGCUCUUUCAGCCACGUAGUCAGUCGCCGGGUGUCCAUCCUUUCCAGAGUGUUGGCGGUGCAGGAGAGCAAGCUGAUUUGCCGGAAGUCGUUAGUGGUACGGCUGCCCAGGCAUUUUUUGGGAAUGAGUCCAUGGGCCAGUUUCCUUUCUUCUGGGAAGGACCCGAAUUCCCAGAUUGCACUGAAAGAGUCCUUAAGGGCCCUUUUCCCUCCGGUACUGAGGACGGUGGUGAGUUCCAUUACAGUGAAGGGUUUUUUGUAGGAAUUAGGCAUGAACGUGGUCGGAGACAACAAGCUUUUUAGUCUCUUUAAGUACUGGACGAAGGCAGCAGGCAAGACUUCGUCAGCGGAUAAGCAUUGGAAGUGGUGUCCUAUCCGAUGGUGGUGCUGCCGUUCAGUAUCACUCCGUCAACUUCUUCGAUGAGUCGGAUGAAUUCGUUGUCUCUCUGACAACAUUUGUCCCAGUCCCAAGCCGUAUGGUGGGCGUUAAAGUCCCCCAUUUCGACAAACGAGGCGGGCGUCUGAUUUAUCAAGCUGGAUAGUUUGUUUCUGAUGUUGGUGGUUACCUGGGGUAUGUACAAGCAGACUAAGGAGCAGCGAAUGGGGUACGAUAUUCUCCUUGCGACCGUGACCAGUUCGGUGUUUAGUUGUAGAUGCGUUGAUAACAACUCUGUCUUGAUGAUCUUCUUGGCCGCAAUGCUGAAGCCAACAGAUUCGGCCCAUCGCCCAACAGCUAACAGACGACUGGAUCUUCCUCCUGGUAUGUAGCUUUGGAUGGCCUUUGGCAACAAUGACUCUGUCAUCCGCAUAAACGAAAAUAAAUUCCCCGAUCUGAAGUGCUGCGAAUAGUGAAUUCUUUCCCACUAGGAACAACGUAACGGCGAUAACAGAUCCCUGGUGGACCCCGUUGACUUCGCAUAAUUCAUCAGAGACUCUUCCACCAAUUUCAACUCUUAAACGCCGACUGUUCAUAAACUUAAUUCUCCUCCUCCGGAUGCUUCCACUUAUUCCCCAUUCAUGUAGUUGGCGCAGUAUAUCUUCUCUCCAGACACUGUUUUAUGUUUUGGCGAUGUCGAGUAUCACUAUAUCCGCUGUGGAUCCCAUCCUGCCUCGCUCCCUAUAGUACUUUGCUUAGUUACCUGGUCCAAGACCUUUCCUAAAUGAAAAUUACCUCUUGUUCAGGAGUUGGUUAUCCCGCAGGAAUGACACAAGCCUGCGAUGCACCAUCCUUUUGAGGAUUUUAGCUGUGCAUGAUACCAGGUUUAUCAGACGAUAACCACCCGCUUCUCUAUUUCCUUGAAUUCUUUUUGAGAUUUGUAUCGCCAGUAACUUAGGCGAAUCGUCAGGAAAUUGACUGUCUUCCCACAACCUAGUAAAGCUGUUUAGUCAAGAUUUCUUUGCUAUUGGUGGUAGAUGUUGAAGAAGAGGAUACGUCCAGUCUGGCAGAUUUGCUUCUGACCGUGCUUAAGGCUAUGCGAAAAAAACUCUAUUGUACAUUUCGUUGGGUGCGGAGGCGAAGACAGUUGGUAUUGUCUUGAUAACCUUCUUCUUUUUUAAGAAGUUCAGUGGAAGCGUCUUGUCUGAGGAUGUUUGCUGAAAAAACUGACCGUGAUGAUUGACGAUCUCCAUCGGAUCAAUUGUGGUUACUCCAUUGCUUGUUAUUGGGUAUCCUGUGUGUCUCCAUUUGUCAUUGAUUGCAUUAGUUCUCCUCCACAUUUCCGCUGUCGUUUAGUUUAGUCCGAUGCCGUCUAGGAAGGCAGCCCAACUGUCGUCUUUCGCUUCCUGUAUUGGUACGUGACCUUCGUUACUUUUUUUUCGAAAUUUAGUCUAUCUUGCGUUUCAUUCUGGAUACACCCAAAACGAAUCUUUGAGAGCGGAAAUGUAUCUGUUUUUUUUCGCUCUCGAACUGUGAGCGAUAAGCUCCCAAACGAUGCGUUAGUGUUCAACCAACCUCAUACUUGUGCAAUACAAUAUCGUACCACAUAGCUACACGCUGUUGGCUCAUGCAGUGCAGAGAUAACUUGAAUAACACAUACCAUCGUCUCCAUGCUGUCCCAUUUGUGAUGAGAAGUUUGCUGCAAUGAUGAGAAGUUAUAUAUAUUUAUAUAUAGCUCAUUCGAACUACUCAUUAUGUGUCCUUAUGGCCUAAGGUGUAAAGUAGGCGUUUUACCGAGUAGAUGUUUGUUGGUUCCAGUUCUGACGCUACCCGGUAAUCUUUUUUUCUAGUUAGGCUUAUUUCCCAACACAUACAUACAAACGAAAUAUUAAUAACAGCGGGGAAAUGGUACAAAGCAAAAUGCGUCAAUGACCAUGCUGAAAUACCGACGGUGGGGAGGCAAACGAUAUUAUCGCAUUCAUCAUUAGUGUGAAGCUUAUAUAUGUCAUUUUAAUAUUGCACCAGUGUGUCGUCAUGGUACGGGUAGUAAAGAGGUGUUUUUACCGAAUAGAAGUUUGUCGGUUCUAAUCUAGAAUCUGAUAUCAGGAUUUUUUUUACUGGAAGUUUCAGGUCACUAGCUAUUUAUAGCAGCGGAGAAAAGAAUGAAACAAAACAAAAUACAAUGCAGCAACAAUGAUGAUGAGAUUGCUUGUGGUGGUUGGGUGGGGGGUUCCUGAUUCCUGGGUGGGGGGAAUGUAAGGUGUAGAAGAAAGAUACGAAACCAAAUACUAACAAAGUUUCCUUGUAUGUGAGUGUGUGUCAUCGUUUUUUUUUCUUUUCGUGAGCGUUGUGCUCAUCUUGAAUUGUGCGCGAACAGCUCAAUGUUCAAAAAGGAUUGCUUUUGGGAACGAGAUUGUGAGCCCAAAAACAGAAAAUCUGACCGCGCCGUUUUGGGUGUAUGUUUGUUUUCACACCCUGUGAAAACCCUUAUGCUACCCCAGCUAAGGGUUUGUGCAUUGGGCCGAAGUCCCAAGGGUUGCAGGUUCGAAUCCUGCCUCGGGGGUGAUUUUUUCACAUAACUGCUUUUGUUUAACUUGCCAUUUCGAUUUGUUCUCCCUGUGGUAUAUCACCAAUGAAGUCAUAACCAACUAUUGAAUCAGAGUGUGGAUAGAGGAGAAAGCAACAAUUGAAUCACUAGGUGGUUUAAAACAGGCUUUUACUUUACAACUCACUCGGAAUCCACAUUGAUUUUUUGCUGACUUCAACGAAACAUAUUCAGUGGAAGCAAUUUCUCACAACUCUUGCGAAAAUAUCUAAAAAAUAUCUAAUAUCUAAGAACUGACGAAUAUUUAUAAGUAGAGUUCAACUGUGACGGUUUACUGUAAAUUUUACUUCUAUUUUGACGGCCUCGUCAGUUUUUAAAAAAUGGUGCCAAACAGCACCGACGUGUCCAAAUAUUAAAAUUCAUUUCACUCACCAUUUAAAGACAGAUAAAGCCGUUAAAAACAAAGUAAAAGCUACACUAAUAACUGACAAAAUCGAGGAACAACUGCAUUCCAAUAAAUCAUAGCGGAUCUCGCUUCAAUUUUUAUUUUUUUAAAAAGCCACAUCAGCUGUAAUAGAGACCACACCCUCAUCUGCAAACUGCCUUAGCGUAAAGGAAUUGACAAGCCUUUCGGCAAUGUCAUUCAAGUAAAAGUUGAAGAGACGGGGACUAAGACAUGAGCUCUGGGGAAGGCCAUUGUAGCUAAUUAGUGAUGUCGAUAAAUCACCAAGUGAAAAAUGCAUGUGUUUUUGAGACAAUAAGUUUAGCAAAAAGUUGUUUUAUUUUUAGUGAAAGACCAAACUGGUGCUGUUUCUCAGAAGGAAUGUUGUUAGAAACUCAAUCCAAAGUCCCUUCAAUAUCCAGCAAAACCGAUGCCAUCUGCUCUUAGCUUGCAUAGGCCAUUUGAAUUUCUGUUGGGAGCAACGCAAGACAAUCGUUCGUCCUUUUGCCUUUGCGGAAGCCAAGUUGUGUAACUAACAGUAAGCCAUUUGCUUCGACCCAAUUGUCGAGGCGAAACAAGAUUAUUUUCUCGAACAACUUUCGGAUACAGGACAGCAUUGCAAUCGGUCGAUACGAUUUGUGGUCGGAGAGCGGUUUUUCUGGUUUCAGAUGGCGAUGACCUUAAUUUGCCUCCUGUCAUGAGCGAAACAAAACAAAACAAAGAAACGAAUCCUGGAGAGAAUAACGAGACAGUCAAUAUUGUUCGACAACAUAUCGAAAAUUAAUAUUAUUUGUUCUCCCUGUGGGAUAUCAAAUGAUACGCUGCGCCCUUGGUACCGAUUCGUGCUUAUAAACUGCUGGUCAAAUAAUUAGUAGGCAUCCGUUUCCUUCCUUCGCAAAGACACCUGAAAUGAGUUAGAAGACACCUGGCUAAUGCUAAUAUAAAGAGUGGGCUACUGCGCCCAUCGAUUCGUUCACAAAGGAUUGAGCAAUACAUUGGUUGAAAGUGAAACUCGGCAAAAAAAGAAUGAAGUAAACUGAUUGCAAGUUCGGACUACCGGCAGUCAAACUUGCAGUGUUAACGAGAAAGAAUUUGAAGAGAAGAAGUAAACUGAAUAGAACUAUAAAAUUUAUUUUAUAUAUUUUCUACCAUGGGAAGAAACUAACGAAAACACACAGAAAAAAAAUCAUACAGAAAGAGGAAAAGAAAUAUAUGCAAAUGUGAUAUCGUAAAUUAAAACUAAAUAAAUGAAUGAGCAUUAAGUGGUUGUAAAUACGUUUUGUAGUGAACUAUUGUAUAGAAAAGUGGGAAAGCAAACCCUCGAAACCAGUCACGGAAUCCGUUGGCAAGAGCGAAAACAAAAAAAAAUACAUCGUGUAGCACAUAGCAUUAACGAGAAAAAAGUAAUCAAACCGUUUCUAUCAGUUUAGCUUUUGUUUCGAUUUCCCACCCUCGUUCAAACCAACAGCUCGGCUGGCUACCUUGGUUCUAUCAUUCGUAAGCUUGGAAGUACAACAGUAUACGCAUACCAGACCGUAGUCUAAUUUUUCACUAACAAAAAAGUCCGCUAUUUAAAAGUAAAUAUCAUCCCCUUUGAAAUUUAUUUUCGGCUGGGAAUUGUAGGGUCAACAAUCUGUUUUCACAGCUUUCAAUAUCAAAUGCUUAUGACGACCUAAAAUAUUGUGAAUAACUUGAGAUGAAAUGUUUUCUUUUCUGUCUAGUUUGUUGAAAAAAAAACCUGAGUUCAAGCAUUUUCAGAUAAUUACUUUUUGUUCCCUAAUUAAUAUUAAUGACCACGACGUUUGAAUUAAAAUUUUACAAUUCAAUUGAUAAUAGCUAAAACCUAUAUGUUCCGUGCUUUGCUAUCAGUACAUAACUUUUCGGGACGUCCUGUUUUCCUCCUAAAAAUCCUACCUCUUUCAGUGUCUCAUAACCUAGCUAGUGCAGAGAAAGAGAGUAAAAUUUCCAUCCAGAAAAAAAAGUUCUACAGUAUUCAGCGCCUUUCGAAAUAAAAACUUAACACACACACACAGAAACCAAAUCGAGAUAGAACAAUGCUAUAGUGAACAGACAAAAAAUUGAAUAUUUAAAUAAAUAGUGAGAAAAACGCGCAAGAACAAAAAACACCUGUACUUCUUCAACCUGCAAUCGAAAUACUACUACCACAACUACUACUAGCACCGUGAAAAGCGAUAGAAUAUUAGCAGCAAAGGGCAGUCACACCGAAAAACGAGAGAAAAUUUCAUUACCAGACAUAAAAAAAACGAACACAAAAGCUAAAAGAAUUUAAAGCUAGUAGGAAAAAUCGGAUUGUUUUUUGUGUUUGGUUCCUAGCGAAACCGCAACCGCUUUCUGUUUCCAAGUUUUGCAUUUCAAAAUGAAAAUUAAAUUAUAUUCAAAUGAGUGUUGUGAGUCCUAGGAUGAAACACGUAACGAGAAAAAAAACAAUACCCGUUGUUUCAGCCAAGCCACGUUAUCUAGGACGACGACGCGACUAGCAUACCAGUACUGAGCGGAUCGGAUUUAGAGGAGUUUGGGUUGAACUGAAAUUGGAACCAUUUAGUCGUAGCAGACGGAAGAAUCAGAGCAGAUGGGUAACUGUUUUUGCUCUAAACUGUUUGUUUUUGGGCUGUUUUUUUCUUUUCACGGGGAUAGGAAGACUCAUUAGCGCGGUAGAGCGAAAUUCCGCAGUAAAUUGUGAAAAUUAGAACAAUAUUUUGUGCUAAAACAGUAGAUAAAGUCCAAACGUAAGGUGGCAUAGUCGUGAAAUUUAAGUUAGGAGCAACCCCCCAAAAUAGUGAGAUGGAUGAAAUCAAGUAUGCGUAUGAAUGGGUCCGAAGAUUAAUCAAAGUAGAAAUACAGAUGGAAGAAUUAAACAAGCUGAUACUUGUGUGCGUUAAGGUAGGCAGUUAAGAGGGAAAAGCGAGAAAAAUGUGAACAAAGUUACUGUAAAUCAAGAGCAAAUGUUGUAAAACUGAAAUACUAAAUGAAAACAAGUGGAAAAAGCAAUACGAAAGUAAAAUAAAUUUAGAUAUCAAAGUAG
Topomyia yanbarensis is the source of this 20768-nucleotide messenger RNA. Its product is annotated as MOXD1 homolog 2-like. Bases 2008 to 4167 code for a protein of 719 amino acids. The record is from RefSeq and is a predicted model, not a curated record. Gene Ontology annotation, biological process: dopamine catabolic process; octopamine biosynthetic process; norepinephrine biosynthetic process. Gene Ontology annotation, molecular function: dopamine beta-monooxygenase activity; copper ion binding. Lineage: Eukaryota; Metazoa; Arthropoda; Insecta; Diptera; Culicidae. The transcript has 9 exons. Gene Ontology annotation, cellular component: secretory granule membrane.